AUGGUGAUCAAGACCGACCUCUCCCUCUCCCUGGUUCCCACCGCCACGCCGGCGCUCAACAAGGACGACUACUUCGCCAUCUGCCUCGCCGCGCUCGUCGCCACCGACAAGGAGCAGCAGGCGAGCGCGUGGAACCCGUCCCCCGCGCCGGCUCAGGAGCUGCGGUUCAGCUGCGCGGUCUGCGGGAAGGCGUUCGCAUCGUACCAGGCGCUCGGCGGGCACAAGUCCAGCCACCGCAAGCCGCCGCCCACCGGAGAGCGCUGCAUCGCCGUGCAGGCGUCCGCGGGCGGUGGGUCGGAGGCGAGCGCGGCGGCGUCCUCGGGCGAGAGCAGCGGCGGCCCGCAUCAGUGCACCGUCUGCGGGCGGGGCUUCAAGACCGGGCAGGCGCUCGGAGGGCACAAGCACUGCCACUACUGGGACGGCACCUCCGUGUCCAUGUCCAUGUCCGUCUCCAUGUCGGCGUCCUCCGCCGUGCUGAGGAACUUCGACCUGAACCUGCUGCCGAUGCCGGAGAAAGCAGGGGUGAAGAGGUGGGCCGAGGAGGAGGAGGUGCAGAGCCCUCUCCCCACCAAGAAGCUGAGGCUUUUGCUGUAAAAGAAGGAGAGAUGGCCAAUGGUCAACCGCCCCUUGAUUGAUUUGUUCAUUUGUUGAAUUUGAUUAGCGCCCUCUCUGAUCUCUCCGUGUCCAUGGUGAGCCGCGCUUCCCGAUUUUCCUGGGUCGCUGCUAUACUGUCAGAAGAACUGAAACUUGAGGCAUUGCUCGCAAGACCGUAGCACCAGGGUUGCGGUCACUGACUAAACCUAGCCAGUCUGCAUUUUAUUUUUGUUCUUGAUGAGAAAGAUAUUUACAAUUGAUUCGUAGUCGCAAUCGGUCUUCAAUUUAACUGACGAUUUGGUGGUGAAACUAAACACUUUCAGGUACUGAUGAUCGACUACAAGCUAAUCUACCGAAGUGGGACUGCCACUGCCGUCCUCAUAAACGGGUUCCACACACCUCAAGGAGAUAAGAAUGCAAGGCAGCAGGUCCGUGGGAUUCCUCAAGUACUUUGGGAUCAGCUUCUUCUGGAGCUUCUUCCAGUGGUUCUACACCGAUGGCAACGUCUGCGGCUUCCGCCGGUUUCCCACCUUCGGGCUAAAAACCUGAAGUAAACAUUUUUCUUCGACUUCAGCCUGACGUAUGUUGGCGCCGGGAUGAUCUGCUCGCACCUCGUCAACCUCUCCCUCCUCUUCGGCGCCGUCCUCUCCUGGGGUGUAAUGUGGCCGCUCAUGAGCAAGUAGGAGGGGAAGUGGUACUCAGCCAAGGCGUCUGCCAGCAGCAUGCCAGGCCUUUCAACGGUUUACGAUAUCAUCGUCCCCGAACUUGCAUCGUUUGUAUCGUUGAACUGAAUGACAUUUUUUAUAAAAGAAAAAUGUUUUGUUUCUUUUUUAACUCACAUUUCUUGCAAUGAUGUUCUGGACUUCUUUUGUUUUGCGACUUGAACUUUUACCAACUUGAAUUACCGUGUAUGGAUGAGCACUUGAACUUAUAGAAGUGAAAGUUUUUGGUUUUAAAUUCAUAUUUGUUUCCUUGUCCGAACUUAUGGUAUCAUCAUUAUCGAACUUGCAUGGUUUGUGUAGCUGAACUGAAAUAAAUUUUUACCCGAAUAAUGUGUUGUGUUUUUUGUUUGAGCAUAAUUUCCUCGGGUCCAUUGACGGAUUUCCUCAAAUUCACAGACAAACUGACUGUGUUUUAUUUUUUGAACUUACAUGCUAGUAAUAAUUAAAUAUUCCCAUACAAUUUUUUCACUAUUCGUGGCAUCAACCAAAAUAGGCAGGAGAGAGCACUAUCGAACUGAUCAUUGUUUUUGAUUCAUACUGAUCAUUGUUUUUGAUUCAUACAAAUUUUCCUUUCUUGCAGAAACAUCUAACUGUUAUGUACACUUUCUUUAAGAAGUAGCAAUCAAAUCAUCAGACAGAAAUUUUGAAUUUGCAGUUGGUGCUAUGUGUACGGAUUCCAUGUUUCGGUCGUCCUCAUUGUCUGCGUCAUGUACUUCAUCCUCAACCUGCUGGUGUCCUUCGUGCUAGUGAUCGGCGGCGUCAUAGUGGGCUAGUGAUCAGCGUCCGUCCAAACCUCUCUCGUGCUGCAGUACAGAGAGAAACAAAAUGGUGAGAGAAAAGAGCAGUAGAGAGAAACAAAUUAGAGGUGAGCUACAAAAACAUUAAAUUAUUCUAAUAAAUUCCUAUGGUCAGUAAUAUCCAUAGUGAAGCUUGGCUCUAUAUAGUACUGAUCAGUACUAGUAUUUGUGUAAGUCGUAAUGAUCAGUACUGCUACUUUUGUCUUACUAAUGAGCACUCGUACUGAUCUAGCUAACACAGCGAAUUUUUCAUCUAGUGGACUUUUUAACAUUAUAUAAUUCAACAAUAGAGAAUAUAGAUAAGCAAACACCUAUUUUUAUGGAGAAUAUACCAUUUUUGGCGACCUUCAUGUGACCAGCAGUGCCGGGGUGAUCUCGUGUCUCCUGCUGCAGGUCGACGAGGAACAGGCGUGACAAUGAAAACAAAACCAGUGAACAGAGUGGGAGUAAGUGGUGGUCGAGCGGCAGAUGGAGCCCCACAACUCAUGCACCCGCGUCCACCGCCGACCGCCGCCAGCCCAGCCAAACUCCAUGAGGUCCACCUGCGCCACAUCGCCAUCAUCGUACUCCAUCAGGAUCUCCAUGUACAUUGCGUUCCACACCUCAUCGUGGAAGCCCACCUUCAGCCAAGAACUCGCUUGGGAACCAACUGCUCGAUCGUAGACCAUACUCGUCCUUGUGGGACUGCCACAAGCGUCGAGGUCGAACUAUUGCACAAAAGAAAUAAAUCAGGAACUCAUGGGAUGCAGGGUCGAAAUGUUGCAGAAAAAUAUGUGGUUUCUCUUUUUGCUCAGACAUUCCCACAAAUGUACCAAGUGCACAGGUUGAACUGAUCUCGUGCACGGCACGAACUUGCUCGAGGGUAGGCUGGGAGCUACGAGUGGAGUAGCACAUGGAGGUGAACUUCGACUCGGAGGCUACAUAAAAAGAGGAAGGGGAAAGGCCAGACCUCACCAUUGCGUCGUUGAACGGCCUCUGUGUCACCGGUGAACGGACUGUGGUGCCGGCAGUGAACGGCCUGGGCGCCGCGGUGGCGCGAGGGUGGUUCUUUUUCAAACUGGUCGUGGUUUGUUUUUCGAACUUAUCUAGAUUUAAGAUAUGAACUUCCUGGCACAA
This is a messenger RNA of Triticum aestivum (bread wheat), 3229 nucleotides long. RefSeq names its product zinc finger protein 36. The coding region runs from base 1 to 594 and encodes 197 amino acids. Gene Ontology annotation, cellular component: nucleus. Gene Ontology annotation, molecular function: DNA-binding transcription factor activity; transcription cis-regulatory region binding. The transcript has 5 exons. The record is from RefSeq and is a predicted model, not a curated record. Gene Ontology annotation, biological process: regulation of DNA-templated transcription. NCBI's taxonomy places the organism in Eukaryota, Viridiplantae, Streptophyta, Magnoliopsida, Poales, Poaceae.